GUAAAUAACUUUACAGUGUUGUGGGCAGGCAGGAACCCUAGCCGCCGACUGCCCCGUUUUCAUCUCCAGUACCAUUAAUCUGCAGGGUAUAUCCACAGCGCAAUCAAACUAAAACCCCAUGGCUCUGCGUUUUGUUCUUGAGAGGACGGUGAGAAUCAAAACUGGGUAUGUCAAUCCAAAGCUUGGAUUUUGGUUUGCCAGCAGCGCUUUCAAACCCCAGUUGUAUUCCUCUUUGCCGCGUACUGACCAUUAUCCUCUGUUUGAGGACAUUAUAGUUCCUCGCUUGGCUUCCCGUCGCCCCUUUCUUGGUGGAUGUGCCCUGUAUAAACCCUUAGACCAUCCUGAGAUUUUAAGGAUAGCUCAAAUCGCGGUUAAGCAGUACAACCGGCAGCAGGUACAUGCUUUGUUGUUACCGUUGUUGAUGUGACGGCAAGUGCCCGUC
Messenger RNA from Camellia sinensis, 442 nucleotides. NCBI's taxonomy places the organism in Eukaryota, Viridiplantae, Streptophyta, Magnoliopsida, Ericales, Theaceae. The record is from RefSeq and is a predicted model, not a curated record.